AUGAAAGAAGUUAUUUCUAUACACGUUGGGCAAUGUGGCGUUCAAGUGGGAAACGCAGUUUGGGAGCUCUACUGCGCCGAACACGCUGUUAAAACUGAUGGAUCACUUUAUGAACAUCCCCAUGAUCAGGAAUGGGUAGAAACUUUCUUCAAUCUGUCCGAAAAAGGUCGAUAUGUUCCCCGAUGUCUUUUCAUUGACCUUGAACCUUCUGUCAUUGAUGAAAUUAGAGUUGGACCCUGGCGCAGUCUUUUCCAUCCAGACAAACUGAUCACCGGAUAUGAGGAUGCGGCAAACAACUUUGCACGAGGUUACUUCACCGUAGGGAAGGUUCUUCUCUCCCCUAUUCUCAAUGAAGUUAGGCGUACCAUUGAACAAUGUGAUGGUUUGCAGGGUCUGCUUUUCUUCAGAAGCCUUGGUGGUGGUACUGGCGCUGGUCUUACAGCAGCCAUUUUGGAUGUUCUUGGAGAUUAUCGAAAAUAUACGAAAGUAGAAAUCCCAAUAUACCCAGCUCCAUCUCUUUCACCCGCCGUUGUUGAACCUUACAAUUGUAUUUUUGGUGAACAUUUUGCUAUGGAAGACUUCAAUAUGGGUCUUCUUAUGGAUAACGAGGCCUUAUAUGAUGUGUGCUCCAGGUUUCUUUCAUCAAGAUAUACUACUUACACAAAGAUUAACCGACUUACAGCAAUAGUUGUUAGUGCAAUUACCGCCUCUCUUCGAUUUAAGAAUACUCUAAUGGCUGACCUCAAUGUCACCCAGACUAAUCUCAUCCCUUAUCCAAGAAUUCACUUCCCCUUAGCUAAUUUCGCUCCCUUUAUUUCUCCCGACAAGACAGAAUAUGAACCAUCGCGGGUGAAAGAAAUAACAAAAUCAGUAUUUGAUCGUGAGAACCAGUUGAUCAAGAUUGAUCCAACUUAUGGAAAAUUCAUGUCUUGUGCUCUACUUUAUCGAGGUAACGUAAGCCCGGCUGAAGUUUAUGAUGCUCUGGCUGAAAUGAAAUACUGUCGCGGGCUGAAGUUUGUCGAUUGGUGUCCAACCGGUUUUAAAGUCGGUAUAACAACUGAAACUCCAGUUUCUAGAUGGGAUAGUGGAAUUGGGCAGAUGAGCAAGAACGUGGUUAUGUUGGCCAACAACUCAGCAGUUGGACAAGCCUGGCAAAGAAUCGUUCGUAAAUACUACAUGUUAUACUCGAAACGAGCUUUCGUUCAUUGGUAUGUGGGAGAAGGUAUGGAGGAAGACGAAUUUAACGAAGCGCUGGUAAAUAUGACUUCAUUGGUAAAGGAUUAUGAAGAAGUGGCAAGGGAUUCUUCCGACAACUAA
Messenger RNA from Rodentolepis nana, 1317 nucleotides. The record is from the annotation of a GenBank genome assembly. NCBI's taxonomy places the organism in Eukaryota, Metazoa, Platyhelminthes, Cestoda, Cyclophyllidea, Hymenolepididae.